CCGACUUUCCAUCGCCGAUUCCUAACCACCCAUAUCAAUUGUUAAGAGACGCAACAUCUUUCCUUUUAAAGACCGUCAUUCGAAUCAUCGACUACGACGUAAAGGAUGAAUCCAGCUCAGGGGCAGCCUGCCCAAGGGCAGAAUACCUUGCGACUUCUCCGACCGGAGCAGAUGCGCACGAUCACGUACCUCACCGAUGACGAGAGAAGAAAGUACGAACAAGGUCUCCAAGGACUAUACCAAAAGAUGGAACAGUUCGGCCCAGAGACCCGGGAGCAUCAAGAAGCUAAAGCUAAAGUCGUCGAGUUCUCUCGCAUGGUUAUCAAUAAGGUUAAAACCCUUCAAGCACGAAGUCAAGCUAGCUCUCAAGACCAAUCAAGCCAGGCCGGUCGCCCCAAUCCGCAGCAGCAGAACAUACAGGGCGAGCAAGCUCAGAAUAACUUGGCUGCACCUCAACGGCCUGUGAGUAGACCGGUAGGAGUAGGACCGAGCAAUAAUGCUGCAGCUCCUGGUGCUGCGGCGCCCAAUGCUCCUCAGGUUGGGCAACAGGCGCCCCAAGGCGUGCCCAAGGCUUUAAUGGAGCAUGUUAACAAACUGCCGUGGCAUGCUCUGCGAAUACCUCCCCAGAUAUCGGCGGACCAAGGCCAGAAAUGGUUGACGGAGAUGAAACAGCGCUAUCUUCGGAAUCUUAUGCAGAUGGAAGGUAUCAAGUCUAAGAUGACUAGAAUGGACGCCAUGGUGAAAGAGCGACAGGAGAAGGGUGCAAUAACUGCCGAGGAGCUCAGAAAGUAUCAGGAAACGAAAGCCCAGGAGCAGAAGACGUAUUUGGAGGCAUCCCGGUUUCUCGAAAGUGUUCGCGCACAGAUGAAGGCCUCUCAAAAUGUGGGAGCGGCGGGCCAGAAUGUCCAACAGGGUCGACCACAACCCAUGCAGAACCAACCGACUCACCCCAUGCAAGUAGCGACGGCAUCUGUAAAUGCAGCGAUGGACGCAGCGAAGAACCAGCAAUUAGCAGCCUCCCGGGCAGCGGCCUCUGCGGGACAGCCGCAACCGCAGCAGCCGCAACAACAACAACAGCCUCAAGCGCAACCUCAGGCUCAACCACAGCAGCAGCAACAUCCGUCUCAGCAGCAACACCAGCAACAGCAACAUACCGGGACUCCUGUUACCCCAGCUGCACCUACCCCAACUACGCAACUUCCACACCAGCAGCAACAUCAACAGCAGCAACAACAACAACAACAGCAGCAGCAGCAGCAGCCGCAUCCUACGCCUGCCAACCAGCCCCAGGUCAAGAACGAACCUACCAACAACAUGCCGCAUCCACCGCCGGUCAACACCGCUCUUGCUGCCGCUACCGCUGCGGCACACAUACCUUCUGCGGGAACACCGACUCAAGCCUCGGCGCGUGUCCAAACCCCUCAAUCUGCAGUACAAGCAGCAGGAUCCCAAGUCCGACCACUAACUCACGCCGCCGCCGUUAACCGUGCCAAUUCGUCAACUAACGUCACCGGCCAAUCGAAUGGUUCAUCUGGUGGUAUCGCGCCAACUCCGGGAUCUGGUAACUUGGUCAACAACGCAAACCAUCAUACUCACUCUCACGCGCACCCACAAUCCACCACACCUGCAAUGAAUCCCAAGAUGCCUAUCAGCAAAAACCUUCCUUCGAAAGCAACGGAGAUUCCACAGGCCGUCAACGUCGGCGGAGGUAACACUGCCGGUCGCCCUUCCUACGGUGGUGGUAGUGCAACCGGAGGUGGAACUAUGAGCCAACCCGUUAUUCCCAAGAUGCCUCCUGUCCAAUUUGAUGCCGAGGGUGAACACUUUCUUUCUAAGAAGAAGCUUGACGAACUAGUUCGCCAGGUCUGUGGAGGUGGCACCCCUGGUGCGGACGGCAACUAUCUGGCCCCUGACGUUGAAGAGUCUGCCCUCAGUGUUGCCGAUAACUUCGUCGACAAUGUCCUGCACACAGCUUGUCGCCUCGCCAAAGAACGUGGAAGUAAGGUACUAGAAAUACGGGACAUUCAGCUCGUUCUCGAGCGCGUUUAUAACAUCCGCAUUCCGGGAUACACGUCAGACGAGUUGCGAACCGUACGAAAGGUACAGCCUUCGGCUAACUGGAUAUCUAAAGUCCAUGCCGUUCAGGCCGCUAAGGUGAUGCCUGGUAAGGACGACAAAUAGGAUAUGUCUCCUGCCGGUAAACCCGGGGGACGGCGCGCCCCACCACGUACUACACGUACGCAACCCAAGCCCGGAACUUCUACCUCUUCCCAAUCG
Messenger RNA from Daldinia caldariorum, 2277 nucleotides. Its product is annotated as transcription initiation factor TFIID subunit A-domain-containing protein. Gene Ontology annotation, biological process: DNA-templated transcription initiation; RNA polymerase II preinitiation complex assembly. The record is from RefSeq and is a predicted model, not a curated record. Gene Ontology annotation, cellular component: SLIK (SAGA-like) complex; SAGA complex; transcription factor TFIID complex. Lineage: Eukaryota; Fungi; Ascomycota; Sordariomycetes; Xylariales; Hypoxylaceae. The coding region runs from base 106 to 2181 and encodes 691 amino acids. The transcript is spliced from 2 exons. Gene Ontology annotation, molecular function: protein heterodimerization activity; TBP-class protein binding; DNA binding.